GACCCGGGGACCAUGUCAGACGAGGAAGCUGGCAAGCCCCGGCGGGCUGCAGAUGAUGACAACUCUGGCCUCGGUUUCUGUGGAUCGAUCCUGGUGCUGAUCUCGAUUCUUUUCACUGUUAUUACAUUUCCUAUAACAAUAUGGAUGUGCAUAAAGGUUAUCAAGGAAUACGAGCGAGUCAUCAUCUUCCGCCUCGGACGCAUCCUGAAAGGGGGAGCAAAGGGACCAGGUUUGUUUUUUAUCCUGCCUUGCACAGACAGCUUCAUCAAAGUUGAUAUGAGAACCAUCACUUUUGAUAUCCCUCCUCAGGAGAUCCUGACCAAGGACUCGGUGACAGUCAACGUGGAUGGAGUGGUUUAUUACAGGGUGCACAACGCCACCCUGGCCGUGGCAAAUGUCACCAACGCUGACUCAGCCACCCAGCUCCUGGCACAGACCACCCUGAGGAACGUCCUGGGCACCAAAAACCUCUCUGAGAUCCUCUCUGACCGUGAGGAAAUUGCCCGCAGCAUGCAGGCCACACUUGAUGAUGCAACAGAUAAUUGGGGCAUUAAGGUGGAACGUGUGGAGAUCAAGGAUGUGAAGUUACCUGUCCAGCUGCAGAGAGCCAUGGCUGCAGAAGCAGAGGCUGCCCGGGAGGCAAGAGCCAAGGUGAUCGCGGCCGAGGGGGAGAUGAACGCGUCCAAGGCGCUGAAGGAGGCGUCCAUGGUGAUCACGGAGUCUCCUGCUGCUCUCCAGCUGCGCUACCUGCAGACCCUGACCACCAUCGCUGCCGAGAAGAAUUCCACCAUCGUCUUCCCCCUGCCCAUAAACCUCCUGCAGGGCCUCCUAGAACGGAUUAAUAACAGAAGAGGUGGAGCCAACGUAGGGAAGACUAAGACUCGUCAGGCUGCCACCAGCAUUGAGUCUGACAUCCAUAGAAUCUGGGACGAGGCAGUGGAACUGAAAUGACAAGACCACUGAUGUGAUUUAGGCCUGGGUACCUGUGCCUCGACACGCUGUGCCUUUGUCACUGGCAGGAGAUGCCCAAGUGCUGUUGUUUUUCUGCCUGUCUGCUGGGCAGGUUUUCCUCUGCAACACCAAAGCAAUAUACUCUGUGUUUGUCAAGGUGGCAGCUGAUGUAAGCUGAGCUUAACUUCUGGCUGGGAGCGGGAGAAACAGUUAACAAAGCUGGAAUAAUUAGCAUUGCUGUGCUCAGGCACUUGGAGUGGGAAGCAGAGCCACAGCACAGCUCCAGGUUAAUCCUUGGGGAAGAUGAGUCACCCUGUAACUCCCGCUGCUGCUGCAGGUGCCACCCCUGUGAAUUCUUGUUGAUAGCACAAGAUGCUUUUUUGCUCUCAUCCUGAAUAAAAAAACAUGCUGUUUACGUAUGA
Melospiza georgiana is the source of this 1373-nucleotide messenger RNA. RefSeq names its product stomatin (gene STOM). The coding region runs from base 13 to 951 and encodes 312 amino acids. The record is from RefSeq and is a predicted model, not a curated record. NCBI's taxonomy places the organism in Eukaryota, Metazoa, Chordata, Aves, Passeriformes, Passerellidae. The transcript is spliced from 9 exons. Gene Ontology annotation, cellular component: plasma membrane.